Messenger RNA from Pistacia vera, 366 nucleotides. RefSeq lists its product as uncharacterized. The coding region runs from base 1 to 366 and encodes 121 amino acids. The record is from RefSeq and is a predicted model, not a curated record. NCBI's taxonomy places the organism in Eukaryota, Viridiplantae, Streptophyta, Magnoliopsida, Sapindales, Anacardiaceae. The transcript has a single exon.
AUGCGAAAUCCCAAAUAUGCCAAUGCAGCCAUAGUUGAAGAAGCAACUAUAAUAGAACCUGAGAUGUUUGAAGAAGCAUCGCAAAGUUCUGAGUGGGUGACAGCUAUGAAAGAAGAGAUCGAUGCACUUCAGCAAAAUCAGACUUGGGAUCUGGUGCCAAAGCUAAGAGAUGUGAAACCCAUAUCCUGUAAGUGGGUUUAUAAGAUAAAACGUUGUCCAGAUGGGUCAAUUGAGAGGUACAAGGCACGAUUGGUAGCUCGUGGUUUCUCUCAACAAUACGGACUAGACUAUGAUGAAACGUUUAGUCCAGUGGCGAAAUUUACAAUUGCACGAGUCCUACUUGCACUUGCAGCCAACAAAGACUAG